UGAUGCAGAUUCAGCCGAGCACUGCUAAGCUGACCCCCAAGCGAAAACGGCUUUUGGAAGCUGUUGCCCCCCAAGCUCGUGCCAAAACGAGGAAAAUUCUGGUCAGAAAGGUCCGGAAAGAAGCCACACCGUCUUCUCCUGUUCCGUCAUCUCCAGUCGUCGCCCAGCCUGCCGUUGUAGAAGUCUCCAGCGGGGAGGAGCCCCCAUGCCAGAAAGGUUCAUCUUCAGAGGCGCCAGAGGACGUGAAUGCGCCUAUCAAGGUCCUGAUUGCUCUCCGUGAUCCGGGCGCAACAACCUUGGAGGAUCCUUCUGCGUCAGCUGUUGCCUCACCAAGCCUGCAGGCGCCGAUCGUGACUCCAUCCUCCGCUGGCCCCUGUUUGGAAAGACCCUCUACCGCUUCGGCCACUGCCAAUCCCCCUGCACGAGAGGCGGCCUCUGCUGCUAUCGUUCGUCCUUCGGCAAGGGUGCACCCCCGGGAGCCGAUCGUCCCUUCGUUGGCCAUCGCUACUUCCUUCUCAGGACAAAACCUAGAUCUUUCAGAACUCCUUGCGUUUGAUCCUGCCACGAUUGGGUCGACCAUAUUGGAAGCCGAUGGCUCUUCCUCGGGUCUGACCAGCACUGCCGAUCGGCUCCUCCGCCUCCUGCGCACCUGCCCCUGCGUUCGUCCCCUCCACCUGCGCCUGGAGCUCCCGCAGUGGCCGGCCUCCUCCGCCCGCCUCGAGCUCCGGAGCCGACCAGCCGCCUCCGCCCGCGAUCCGAGCACCCGCCGGCCAGUAGGGGCUCGGCACUUCGGCAGCAGGGCAGCUGGGGCGGCGGCGGGGGCGCGGCAGCAGGGGCAGCAGGGUGGGCGGGGCUGA
This is a messenger RNA of Panicum hallii, 857 nucleotides long. RefSeq lists its product as uncharacterized. Lineage: Eukaryota; Viridiplantae; Streptophyta; Magnoliopsida; Poales; Poaceae. The record is from RefSeq and is a predicted model, not a curated record. The coding region runs from base 3 to 857 and encodes 284 amino acids. The transcript has 5 exons.